This is a messenger RNA of Aspergillus welwitschiae, 1956 nucleotides long. RefSeq names its product GMC family oxidoreductase. The transcript has a single exon. The record is from RefSeq and is a predicted model, not a curated record. Gene Ontology annotation, molecular function: oxidoreductase activity, acting on CH-OH group of donors; flavin adenine dinucleotide binding. NCBI's taxonomy places the organism in Eukaryota, Fungi, Ascomycota, Eurotiomycetes, Eurotiales, Aspergillaceae. The coding region runs from base 1 to 1956 and encodes 651 amino acids.
AUGCUGUCCUGCUGGCAGCUUCUCCAGCUACUGCUGGCCACCUCCCUUCCAGCAGCAGCCAUCAACCUCACCGGCUAUGAAUACAUCGUCGUGGGCUCUGGCGCCGGCGGAGGCCCUCUGGCCGCCCGCCUCGCCCUAGCAGGCCACUCAACCCUGCUUCUCGAAGCCGGCACCGAACAAGCCCACAAUUUCAACACGUCCGUCCCAGGCUACGCAGCACUCGCAGCCGCAGACGACCAUCUCUCCUGGAACUUCUUCAUCCGCCACUACGCCAACGACACCCAACAAGCCCGCGACCCCAAAACCGUCUACACCACGCCCACCGGCGAACAGUACGUCGGCCUCCAUCCACCCCCGGGAUCCAUCAUGAAAGGCAUCCUCUACACCCGCGCCAGCACCCUGGGAGGCUGCACCGCCCACAACGCCCUCGUCGCCAUCUAUCCCCAUCGCUCUGACUGGACUUACAUCGCCAACCUCACCAACGACCCAUCCUGGCUCCCCGACCCCAUGCGCGAAUACUACGUCCGCCUCGAGAACAACCACUACCUACCCCCCGACAUCCCAGGCCACGGCGACACCGGCUGGCUCUCCACCGAACACGCCCCCAUCAACCUCGUCCUCCAAGACCCCCAACUCCUUUCCCUCCUCCUCGGCGCCGUCUUCACCCAGCCCCGAAAUAUUCUCUCCAACCUCAUCUCUUUACUCCUCGGCGACGUCAACGCCAACUCCCCCUCCCGCGACUCCAAACCCGCAUACUACCAAAUGCCCAUCGCCACAUCCUCCAACGUCCGCAACGGCGCCGCAGACUUCCUCCGCGCCGUCCACUCCGCUACCAACCCAGACGGCACCCAGAAAUACCCCCUGACCAUCCGCACAAACUGCCACGUCAUCCGCGUCCUCUUCGAUACCACCUCCACCUCACAAGCCCCAAAAGCAACAGGCGUGGCCUUCCUCGACGGCCCCUACCUCUACCGCGCCAGCCCGCUCUCCUCCCAAGACACCCCCAGAACCCCUGGAACGGCCACCGCAUCCCGCGAAAUCAUCCUCUCCGCGGGCGUCUUCAACACCCCCCAGAUCCUCCAACUAAGCGGCAUCGGGCCCGCAGAUCUCCUCAAGAAACAUCACAUCCCAGUCCUGAUCAACCUCCCUGGCGUCGGCGCAAACCUCCAAGACCACUACGAGACCUCGGUAGUAGUCGAAGCCCCGUUCCCCUUCCGUGUCCUGAACGGCUGCACAUUUAACUACACGUCCGACCCGUGUCUGCUUCGAUGGCUGAAUCCGAACGGACAUAAAGACCGGGGAAUAUAUUCCUCUGCGGGGUUUACCAGUACUCUACUCCACCAUACCCCCAACACAUCCACGACACCCAACCAGAAUAUUGACAACGUCGACUACAAUACAAUGGUCUACGGCGGCCUCGUCAACUUCCGCGGCUACUUCCCAGGCUUCGAGGUCAACAUCACAGCAACGCACCACUCCUUCACAUGGGGGAUUAUCCAAGCGCACCCGUCUAGUAGAGCCGGGACGGUGAAUAUCAGUUCCGCGGAUCCGCUUGAUCCUCCACAUAUUCUAUUCAAUUCCUUCUCAGACCCUAACUCGGAGGAGGAUUUAUUUGGGUUAGUAGAUGCGAUCAGGGUUGCGAGGAGGGCACUAAAAAGACAACUUAUUCCUACGAAGGAGACACUCCCGGGGAGAGAGGUGAGGGGGUAUGAAGAGUUAAGGCAGUAUGUAUUGGAUACGUCGUGGGGACAUCAUGCUGUGGGGAGUUGUAGGAUUGGAAGUGGGGAUGACAGAGAUGUGGGGGCGGUGGUGGAUGGGAAGUUUAGGGUGAGGGGAUUGAGGGCGCUGAGGGUUGUGGAUGCGAGUGUGCUUCCUAGGGCGCAGGGGACGUUUCCGGUGUUGGGGGUUUAUAUGCUUGCGGAGAAGGCGGUGGGAGAUAUUCUUGCUGAGGAGUAA